AUGCAAUCUUGCUUAGAGCUUAUCAAAAAGGUGGACGUUGUUCCGUACCCACAUGAAGCAGGAUAUACUGAAUUCAAACAGAGUGUAUACUCUUUGGUCUCGCAUGAUGGCUCUUUUCAGCUAGGUUUUAUGAUAACUCCAGUGGUGAAUGCACUGGAAAAGUAUCCACAGUUUUUUGAGAUUUCUGCCUUAAAUAAUACAGUUCAGUUCCAUCCGUCUCUGGACACUAUUGAGGCUCGUGAGCAGGCUCUCGAACUCAUAGGAAACACGUGGAGAUCAGCAACGUUGUUUGAAACCUUGUAUGGUUGGAGAAACGAAAAAUACACAAUCUUCAGCAAAGAUAGAAAACCGUAUUUCCACCUAGAGCGUGCCAUGUGUCCGUUGUUUGGUCUUGUGAUGUAUGGAGUCCAUAUUAACGGGUAUGUAAAGUCACCCAGCGGAGAGUACAAAAUGUGGGUUCCAAGAAGAGCUGCUGACAAGCCGACAUAUCCUGGAAUGUUGGAUAAUACGGUUGCUGGAGGCUUAGGUUAUCCAUACGGUCCCUUGGAAACGUGUUUCAAAGAAUGUUACGAAGAAGCCGGACUGCUGAAAGAGUACGUUAGCAAAAAGCUAAGCUCUUGCGGUGUCGUCUCAUACCUGUACCAGGUGAAGCCAGGAGACUAUUUUUCUGAAGCAGGGCUGAUUCAACCCGAGGUUGAGUACGUUUAUGAUCUAGAAAUGGACCCAGAUAUCACUCCUCAUCCCGUAGACCAUGAGUCUGAGGAUUUUAGAUUGAUGAGUAUCCCAGAAAUAGAAGAGAAGCUUUUGCUGGGUGAGUUUAAAGACAACUGUGCCGCCAUUAUAGUUGAUUUUAUGAUCCGACAUUCAAUCAUCACCCCAGAAGAAGAGCAUGACUUCAUCGAAAUAACUAAUAGAUUACACAGAUUUGUACCUUUUCCUCUACGGCCUUUAUAA
Pichia membranifaciens NRRL Y-2026 is the source of this 954-nucleotide messenger RNA. RefSeq lists its product as hypothetical. Gene Ontology annotation, molecular function: 8-oxo-dGDP phosphatase activity. The coding region runs from base 1 to 954 and encodes 317 amino acids. NCBI's taxonomy places the organism in Eukaryota, Fungi, Ascomycota, Pichiomycetes, Pichiales, Pichiaceae. The record is from RefSeq and is a predicted model, not a curated record. The transcript has a single exon.